This is a messenger RNA of Rhincodon typus (whale shark), 713 nucleotides long. RefSeq names its product brain-specific angiogenesis inhibitor 1-associated protein 2-like protein 1. Gene Ontology annotation, biological process: actin crosslink formation; actin filament bundle assembly; plasma membrane organization. The transcript is spliced from 5 exons. Gene Ontology annotation, molecular function: protein binding. Gene Ontology annotation, cellular component: nucleoplasm; cytosol. NCBI's taxonomy places the organism in Eukaryota, Metazoa, Chordata, Chondrichthyes, Orectolobiformes, Rhincodontidae. The annotation marks the transcript as partial. The record is from RefSeq and is a predicted model, not a curated record.
UUCUUAGCAACCAUUAAUACAAGGGAAAAUGAGAUUCAGAGAUUCAUUACUGAAGGCUGCAAAGAGGCGUUACUUGAAGAAAAGAGACGGUUCUGCUUCCUUGUGGACAAACAUUGCAGUUUUUCCCAAGAUCUAAGCAAUUACCAUGAAAAGGCCAAUGGAAUCCUUGGUGCCAAAAUAAACAAAUGGAAGGAGAAAUGUUUUGAUGCUACAAAGAUACCUGAAUUUUUAGGUGAAGAUGAAAGCCCCCCAACAUAUAUAUCCAAAACUCCUCAACCUUCUCCAUUGAUUGGAAGAUACACUGUACAUGACCCUGCACUACAAAAUAAUUUGAAAAUCCCACCCGCUCCUCCUGGAAGAGUUCAGAAGAGUCCUUUACCAGAUAUGUUUAACAACCCAACUGCUCAACGCAUGGCCCCUGUUGAGAGAAACAUUGAUGGAUUAGAGGAUGCCAGUCUAACAAGAUCCAUUUCCGUUGCAACUGGAUUAAAUAUGGUUCAGAGGCCAAAGGUGAAAAGCAUUUUUCCACACACGGCAGGGAAUAACAAAAAUAUGUUGAGCUUCGCAGAAGGUGAUGUGCUAACACUACUGAUACCAGAGGAAAAAGAUGGCUGGCUGUAUGGAGAACAUGAUGCGAACAAAAUGAGAGGUUGGUUUCCAACAUCUUACACUAGGCCAUUGGAACAAGGUCCAGACAUGUCAUCUGCACCCAG